UGACAUAAACACAUCAGUUAAACUCACAGAAGUCUGAUUCUCAAGCAUCUGAUGAUCCACUUGUGGCCCAAAGAAAGAGACCUGAUCAGGAAGCUCAGAAGAGCUCAAUUUAUUGUACUCUUUGACUCGGUUCACUCCCAAAACCCACUGAAGCCUUCUGAUGGAGAAUCCCGGGUUCGAGAAAUCUAAAGAUGACCCUCCACAGUACGAGGAGACGUCUUUUUGUGGAAACGGAUUCAAUAACAGGGAACGGCGAGCCGUGCGGCCGUCUGUGACCAGUGCUUUUGGACACAACACUCUGGACCGGGUGCCAAACGUUGACUUCUAUCGUAACGCGGCGAGCAUCAGCGGACACAGAGCCAUCAGACCUUCCCUACAGGAGCUGCACGAUGUUUUCCAGAAGAAUGGAGGUCUUGAUAUUCCCAGUUCGGGUGAGGACGGAGAAGGAGCGGACACCUCGACGCUGGGCGAUGUGGAGUCCAUCAUCCCGCUGGAAGAGAAGGACGCCGGAGGAAUGGUGAAAUUUGGAUGGAUCAAAGGAGUUCUGGUGAGAUGCAUGCUGAAUAUCUGGGGUGUCAUGCUGUUCAUACGGCUGUCGUGGGUGUUCGGACAAGCGGGAAUAGGUUUGGGGAUAGUGGUUGUGUUGUUGAGCGUGGUGGUGACCAGCGUCACCUGUCUGUCCAUGUCAGCUAUAUGCACCAAUGGAGUGGUACGAGGAGGUGGAGCGUAUUACCUCAUUUCCCGCAGUCUGGGACCUGAAUUCGGUGGCUCCAUCGGUCUGAUCUUUGCGUUCGCCAAUGCUGUGGCCGUGGCUAUGUAUGUCGUGGGGUUUGCAGAGACUAUGGUGGAGCUUCUCAAGGAGAACGACGCUCUUAUAGUGGAUCCGAUGAAUGACAUCAGGAUCAUCGGCUGUAUAACAGUGGUUCUGCUGAUGGGCAUCACUGUGGCAGGGAUGGAGUGGGAGGCCAAGGCUCAGGUCGCUCUCUUGGUGAUCCUGCUGGUGGCCAUUGCCAAUGUAUUUGUGGGAACAGUGAUUCCCUCCACACAGGACAAGCGCUCCAAAGGCUUCUUUAACUAUCAAGAAUCCAUCGCCAAGGAAAACUUUCUCCCGGAGUUCCGAGAUGGAGAAACGUUCUUCUCUGUCUUUGCCAUCUUCUUCCCAGCAGCCACCGGGAUCCUGGCUGGAGCCAAUAUCUCUGGAGAUCUGAGAGACCCUCAGGCAGCUCUUCCCAAAGGAACGCUGCUGGCCAUCUUCAUCACUGGAGUUACGUACCUGGGCAUCGCUCUGGUUGUUUCUGUGACGGUCGUUCGAGAUGCAACAGGGAACCGGAACGACACGAUUCAACCGGGUUUGAGCUGCAACUUCUCCUCGGCCUGUGAUCUGGGCUACGACUUCUCCAUCUGCCAAACCACCAAAUGCAACUACGGCCUCAUGAACAACUUCCAGGUGAUGACUCUAGUAUCUGGGUUUGGACCUCUGAUCACGGCGGGAACGUUCUCGGCCACGCUUUCCUCCGCUCUCGCGUCUCUAGUGAGCGCGCCCAAAGUCUUCCAGGCUCUAUGCAAGGACAACAUCUACAAGGCCCUCAAGUUCUUCGCCAAAGGUCACGGGAAAAACAACGAGCCAAUCAGAGGAUACGUCCUGACCUUCUUCAUCGCUGUAGCGUUCAUCCUCAUCGCUGAGCUCAACACCAUCGCUCCCAUCAUCUCCAACUUCUUCCUGGCUUCAUACGCCCUCAUCAACUUCUCCUGCUUCCACGCAUCAUACGCCAAAUCCCCAGGUUGGAGACCGGCGUAUAAAUACUAUAACAUGUGGCUGUCUCUGUUCGGAGCCGUGCUCUGCUGCGCUGUGAUGUUUGUGAUUAACUGGUGGGCUGCUUUACUCACCUACGGCAUCGAGUUCUUCCUCUAUAUUUACGUAACCGUGAAGAAGCCAGAUGUGAACUGGGGCUCGUCCACUCAAGCUGUGACGUUCAUAAACGCAGUGAACGACGCUCUGAUUUUGUCGGCUGUAGACGAACACAUCAAGAACUUCAGACCCAAGUGUCUCGUGAUGACAGGAUCGCCCAGAACCAGACCGGCUCUGCUGGACUUGGCACAUUCAUUCACUAAGAAUUAUGGGCUGUGUCUGACCUGUGAGGUGUUUGUGGGUGUGCGUGAUAAGAAUCUGCAGGACAUGAGCGCUGCUGUUCAGCAGAUCCAGAAGUGGCUGAACAAACAGAAGCGCAAAGCCUUUUACACACCGGUCACCAGCGAGAACCUGCAGAGAGGAGCAGAAGCACUGAUGCAGGUGUCAGGACUUGGCAGGAUGAAGCCGAACACAGUGAUGUUAGGAUUCAAGCGUGACUGGAGAAUCGCCAAACCACAGGAAGUACAAAGCUACGUGGGAAUUCUGCAUGAUGCGUUUGAUUUCGAGCACGGGACCGUGAUACUGAGAAUCAGUCAGGGGAUGGACAUCUCUCACAUCCUCAAAGCUGAAGAGGAAAUGGAGCGCAUGAUCAUGGCGCAGCAGGCGCUGGAGAUGGAGGAGAAUGAUUUUCAACCACAAGGAGGAAAAUGGUUCUUCAACAAGUCCAAGAAAAACUCCAAAAAAGAGCUGACCAGCAAAGCGUCUCUGGAUGUUCCUCAGACGUCAGAUCUGGCGAAGAUGAACCAGCGUCUGGUGGACGCCAGCGGACAGUUCAAGAAGAAACAGGGCAAAGGGACGAUUGACGUCUGGUGGCUGUUUGAUGACGGAGGUCUCACGCUUCUCCUGCCUCAUAUUCUGACCACCAGGAAGAAAUGGAAGGACUGUAAACUUAGGAUCUUCAUCCCCGGGCGACCGGAACGCAUCGAACAGGACAAAGAGGAGAUGCAGGAACUUCUCAAGAAGUUCAGGAUCAAAUGUGCCGACAUCAAAGUUAUCACAGACAUCAACGUCAAGCCCAGCGCAGAGAGCUGGAAACUGUUCAAGGAUAUGAUCGAGCCGUUCCGGAUGCACGAGGGCUCAAAGGAGACAUCGCAGGCUGAAGCUCUGAGGAAAGAUCAUCCCUGGAAGAUCACAGAUGCUGAGCUGGACGCCUUCGAGGAGAAGACGAUGCUGCAGGUGCGACUCAAUGAGCUUCUUCAGGAGAGCUCCAGAGCAGCCAAACUCGUUGUGGUGAGCUUGCCCAUCGCCCGUAAAGGCUCAGUGUCUGAUCAUCUGUACAUGGCCUGGAUAGAUGCACUCACCAAAAAUCUCCCGCCGACUGUCCUGAUACGAGGAAACCAUCAAAGCGUGCUGACCUUCUACUCCUGAAGAGCACACACACACACACACACAAACAGCAUCCCACUCAUGUAUAUUGCACAAAAAUGAAUCUAUCUAUAUCUGACUUAUCUGAUCAGACAUUUUCAAACAAAGUAACAUUUAAAAUGCAAAAUAAAAAGCCAUUCACUGAAAUUAACAUAUGAUAAGGCACAUUGUAUAUGAAGAAUGAACCCAUGAUUAUGUAUUAUUUGAUCAGAAACUUUUCUUAUCAAUGCAGAAAACUGCUUUUGCUGCUCGAUGUAUUUCUGAAAACUGUGAUACACUACCAUUCAAAAGUAGGGGGGAAAUAUGAUUUUAAAAAUAAAUGUAUACUUUUAUUCAGCAAGGAUGCAUAAAAUUGAUCAAAAGUGACGGAAAAGACAUUCAUGGUGUUGAUAUCGAAUUUCAAAGAAAUUUAGAAUUAAAAAAAAAACUUUCUAUUCCAAUUUUUUUACCUAGAAUAACAUGAAUCAUUCUGAAUAAAAGCCAUUGACUGAAUUUAAAAUGCAACAUAUUGAGGUAUAAAUAGCAUGAUUUAAACAUACUGUAAUGAAGACUAUUCACUACACAGUGUGCUAGUAUCCAGUGGCUCUAUACUGCCCUCUACUGGACAUCUGUGUAAACAAAAGCACUUUAGUGUCAAAUUAUUCAGUGAUCAAUUCAAAUCUUAUUUUUUUGUCAUAUAUAGUGAUAUUUUUGUUAAUUAACGGUCAUUAUGAUUGCCGAUCGUAUUUAUAUGGUACUAGUAAAGACUGUGUGAAAUUAUUUCAUGAUAUGUUCAUUUUCAAUGACAAAAAAUUGUUCUCACAGUAAAUAAACCAAUUUAGAAAAAUGC
Messenger RNA from Carassius carassius (crucian carp), 4103 nucleotides. RefSeq names its product solute carrier family 12 member 1 (gene slc12a1). Gene Ontology annotation, molecular function: sodium:potassium:chloride symporter activity. Gene Ontology annotation, biological process: potassium ion homeostasis; cell volume homeostasis; potassium ion import across plasma membrane. Gene Ontology annotation, cellular component: membrane. The record is from RefSeq and is a predicted model, not a curated record. Bases 161 to 3277 code for a protein of 1038 amino acids. The transcript is spliced from 26 exons. NCBI's taxonomy places the organism in Eukaryota, Metazoa, Chordata, Actinopteri, Cypriniformes, Cyprinidae.